This is a messenger RNA of Microbotryum saponariae, 981 nucleotides long. The record is from the annotation of a GenBank genome assembly. NCBI's taxonomy places the organism in Eukaryota, Fungi, Basidiomycota, Microbotryomycetes, Microbotryales, Microbotryaceae.
AUGCCGCCGCACCCGUUUGAGCUGUUCGUUCCCUACACCACCACCGAGCACAUUAUGCGUGACCGGCCCGUGCGUCGAUGCACGCUGCCACCACCACCUGUGUUCGACACGACCUCGUCACCACCACCAGCGUCAGCAUCAGCAGCAGCGUUCCUGUCGCCUCCGCAACGAACGCGCGCGCGCAAGAAGCGCAUACCGCUGCACCAGCUGCGUGCUUCUGGCUCGUCCAAGAUGACCCGAGUGACGAAACCCUUCAUCCACUACAAGCAAUACUCGGAGACGUUCUACACAUUGUGGCAUUCAUCUCGCGAAUCCCCUGCGGAUCGAGAUGAGCGUGCCGAACCGGCGCAUCCUGGUGGCAAGGAGAACGGUGCGGCAAGCCCACAUAUUCUUGCGCUCCCUCGAUCACCAGCUCCACUGUGUCGGGCCCACAAGGAACAGCGCCACAAUAUGCUCACGUCUGCGUCGUCAACCCCCUGCACGUCGUAUUCGUCGUCGUUGACCUCAUGCACGUCAUCUUCGCCAUCCGCCGCCGGUUCGACCGCAUCGAGGUCGAGAUCUGCGUCGAACGAGUCGAACUUCUCCAGAUUCGAGUGGCAAGAUACGGAUGCCCGAGCCUUUGACACUUCUUUGGGUCCACACCAACGUUCGAAGUCUCCCAUGACGCCCCUCUCUUCCACAAGCUCGUCAUCGCUUUCGUCCCUCCCCACCUCGAUCGAAGGCGGCUCCGAAGAGGAGGAUGAGGAGGAGAAUGAGGAGGAAGACGAGGAAGACGAGGAGGAAAACGCGGAGGAAGACGAGGAGGAAGACGAGGAGGAAGACGAGGAGGAAGACGAGCGCCUGGACCAGUUCACCAACUUUGUCCUCGGAGGUUUGCGCGCGAUCCGAUACGAGGACAUCUCGAAGCGAGCCAGAACAGUUGCUUCUCUGAAGAGGAAGCGAGGCGGAUUUCUGGUGGGAGUGGAGGUUGCGUUGUCAUGA